CACGCGCCGAUGUGUGCUAUGAAUAUCGUUAUUUGUGCCGUCACGUGACUUAUCCGUGAUAUAAAAGCGCGCGCCCCGUCCCACACCCUCUGUCGUCAUGGAAGAAGAUCCUGGGAGAGGGCAUUAUGCAAAGAAACUUACUGAAAAAGAGAUAAAGAAACUUGAGCAUGAGCAGCAGUUGAGUGACUACCAAAGAACCAAAUUUGAGAGGGAGGCAAAGAAAAGCUGGGACCUCUUUUACAAGCGCAACACCACCCACUUUUUCAAGGACAGACACUGGAUAACUAGGGAGUUUCCUGAGCUGCUUCAGGCCAUAUCUGAGGUGGACGACAGCCACCCUGUGUUACUGGAGGUGGGGUGUGGUGUGGGCAACGCCCUCUUUCCACUCCUGGAAGAAAAUGAUGCACUCUUUGUCCACGCCUGUGAUUUCUCACCUCGUGCCAUUGAAUUUGUAAAGUCUCAUCCAGGUUAUACUGAGGCGAGAUGCAGUGCGUUUGUGUGUGACAUAACAGAGGAGCCACUGUCCAGCAGACUCAGAGAAAACUCGGUGGACAUUGCUCUCAUGAUAUUCGUCCUCUCUGCCAUCUCUCCCAAUAACAUGAUCCCCGCCUUGAAGAAUAUUUUUCAGGUGCUGAAGCCAGGAGGAUCCGUGCUGUUUCGUGACUAUGGACUGUACGACCACGCCAUGCUGAGGUUUGGCCGAGGACACAAGAUCUCAGAGAACUUCUACGUGAGACAGGACGGGACUAGAGCCUACUACUUCUCAGAAGAGAAGCUGGCUGAAGUUUGUAAGAGUGCGGGGUUCCAAGUUGCAGAAAACAGAUACAUACAGAGAGAGACAGUCAACCAUAAAGACUCGAUUAGUGUGGAGAGGAUCUUCGUCCAAGGCAGAUUUGUAAAACCCAACAGUGAAUGUACACCAAAACCAUUGUCCGAUUGUACCAGCCCACCCACAAUCAUAACACGUUGUCUCUCAUUGUACCGUACAACUCAUAAUCAAACCAUUAUUCACACAAGAAUUGUUGCUCUUACAAAAAUGAAGCAGUAUUAUAGAGCAAAGAUGGUAUUCUACUGUCCUCUGUCAAUAAAGCUAGAGAGAUGUGAGUCAUCGUCUUCAGUAUGCCUUCCCCGCGAUGAAGACUGCCGGCCACCGUAACUCUUAUCCUCUUCGUACCUUCCCCCUUCACCUCCCCCCUGAAAGCUAUACCCUCCUCCUCCUCCUCCUCCCCGAUGGCUUGCAUCUCUCCUAUACCCAGAGUCUUGGGAGUAGCUGCCAUCUUGCGAACCGCUGAAAUCAUCACUUGUUCUCUCUCUUCGCUCGUCCUCCCGGGACCUCAUCCGGAGGUGGGCUUUCGACGGAGGGAUGAGACGGUCGGGGAGGGAAUCGGGGAUGUCGUUCCCGGCAAUCUUGUGGUCGAUGAGAAACAUUGCGACGGCGAAUUCGUCCCUGUCCAGCAUGCCGUCCUGGUCGAUGUCCGACAGGUUCCACACUCUCCGGAGGACCGAGUUGGGUAGCUUGGAGCGCAUCAUCUCUGCUCUAGCCAGUUGACCUGCGAUUUUCCCCUCCGGGUUAGGGCUGAGUUUGGCAAAGAUGGAGUCAUAGUGGGCCUGGUCCGGUGCCACUAUCCACCCUUCGUCGUACGCAGAAAACGUCGACUCCUUUGACAGAUCCCUUCGCUCGGAAAAUGGGUCGGUGUCCGUGAACCCAAACGCCCCUCCCUUUAUCCGGUGGUCCUUGCUCACGGAUUCCUCUUUCGGGAGCAUCUUCAUGAUCCGGGAGAUGUCCACGGCAAGCAUCUUAUCCACUAUGUCGAUCAGGCUCUGGUUCAGCUUCGGGAAACGGGUGAAAUCGUAGUCGGGCAGCAUCUCCUGCAUGUGCUUCACGGAGGGGAAAUCCCCCACGGGUACCUGGCGCACCUUGUGAAUCGAGUUGAAAACGUUGGCGAGGUUUACGAUUAGCUCUUCCUUCUUGGAGCUCUUCCCGAAGAGGGACGGCAUCUCCGCCCGCAGCGUGGAGAUGACGUAAGCGUGAACUUUGGCGAGACGUGCUCUCUUGAUCAUCUCGUUGAGUCGACGGACUGCGUUUGUGCGAGGGAGUGACUGCAUGUCGGCAAAGAGAUCUUCUUGCUCUGCCUCGAAGAGCUUCCGAUUGCUGUCGUUCUGAAAGGGUUUGUCCCAGAAGGAGCUGAUGUAUACCCGAGUGACCUCCGGCGUACCCAGCACCUUUCCGAGGGACCACAUUAGAGCACCGUACACCCGCAUGAGCUGCUGAAUGGUGGUCGUGUCUGCUUUGUUGAGGACGAUUCUAAUCUUUUGCUGGUUCUUCUUCAUGACGUCGAUGACGCGACGGAACUCGUCCGAAAUGUCGAGUUUGUUUGCGUCGAAGAGGAGGAUGAUCAUGUCCGCUCGGUCGGCGAACCAGGAGAUGACACCCUCGAAGUCGUAGCCUCGGUGCAGUCGCUGUUUCUCACCCGAGAGUAUGCCCGGAGUGUCGAUGAGUGUCAAGCUCUCCAAGACUGGGUUAGGGAGGUAGGAAGCCUCCAGCCUGCUGAGAAAAGCAUUCCCAAAGUGCUGGAGGGCCUUGAAUUGCAGCUUGGGGUCGACGGCUAGGGCGUUGCCCGGCGUUGUCUGCUCGUGCGGGCCGUGCAUUAUCGCCAUGAAGCGGUCGGUGGUCGGCUCGGGACCGAUUCGCAUGCCCGGAAAGUCUUUUUCCAGGAGAUAGCGGAUGAAUGUGGUUUUUCCCGUGGAGUACUGCCCUAUGAGAAGGACCAUGGGCUUGGCCUCGAAGUCUCCGUCCGUCAUGUACGGCGAAUGGAACUCGCCGUAUUUGUAGGUCUCUUCCAGCGGGCGAAGCUUCUUUUUGUAAAUCUUCUUGAGCCCGUCUAUGACGUUCUGAUAGACCUCCACUUGUCGGGUCUUCUCGUUCCCCCGCAGCCACGAGAACAUGGCGGCCUUUCCAACUUACAGGCACUGCAGUAUAGAAGAAAGUCUUGGCCCGCGGCCGAGAACGAACUGCGGCAGGUGGGCGUGAUCCGAGCGAGUGCAAAAGCGAGCUAGCUGUGUCUUCUUCGCGAGGACCGACUAUGACAAAACGUAGCGUGCGGGAAAAAACCGUAGAGCUUUUGGAACUGAAAUGACAACUUGUGCUUCUCACAUGACCCUUUG
Messenger RNA from Geodia barretti, 3165 nucleotides. The record is from the annotation of a GenBank genome assembly. NCBI's taxonomy places the organism in Eukaryota, Metazoa, Porifera, Demospongiae, Tetractinellida, Geodiidae.